This is a messenger RNA of Hyaloscypha bicolor E, 1107 nucleotides long. Its product is annotated as putative monooxygenase moxC. The record is from RefSeq and is a predicted model, not a curated record. Gene Ontology annotation, molecular function: oxidoreductase activity, acting on paired donors, with incorporation or reduction of molecular oxygen. The transcript is spliced from 4 exons. The coding region runs from base 1 to 1107 and encodes 368 amino acids. NCBI's taxonomy places the organism in Eukaryota, Fungi, Ascomycota, Leotiomycetes, Helotiales, Hyaloscyphaceae.
AUGGCUGCUGUUUCCAAAAAUGUUUCCUUUGGAAUUACAGGAAGCACCUCAUAUAUUAACGUACACUCUAUCACGCCUAAACACCUCCGCUACGAAGAAGCACACGAAUACAUGGACCUAUGCUACUCCCUCUGGGAAGGCUCCUGGGAAGACGGAGCGCAGACCUGGAAACGGCCAGAAGGAGCCUACGACCCCAACAAGAUCCACAAGAUCUUCUUCAACAGAAAACACCACAAGACGACUGCGUACGGAGCCACUCACCCCUCUCCCCAACGCACACCAGUUAUUUUCCAAGCUGGUGGAUCGCCGCAGGGAAAGAUGUUCGCGGCUAAACAUGCGGAAGCGAUUUUCUGCGGUGGACGAUCACCGGAAGAUAUCGCUAUCCUUGUGAAGGAAAUGAGGCAGAUGGCGGAGGAUCAGGGUCGUCCGGGCACAGAUCUCAAUUUCUUCCCAUCGAUGACCCCGAUUGUUGGGAGGACGGUCGAGGAAGCGCAAGCGAAGUAUGACAAGUACAAGACGAUGGUUGAUUGGGAAGGUGGCCUUGCAAAGUUGAGUGGAUACUUGAAUCUUGAUCUCAGUAAGUAUCCGCUUGACGAACCGCUUGAUUACAACGAGAUCAAGGAUGGGGUUGCGAUUGAAGGUGUUGGAACCAACGUCAAGAAAGACCCAGAGCCCCUUACCCCUCGCCAACUUGGCGAGCGGAUGGCUUUCUGUGGAGGCGGUAACAUGCCGAUUGGAACCCCAGAUAUGAUUGCAGAUGUCAUGGAGGAGUGGAUCAAUGUUGGCGAUAUUGAUGGAUUCAACGUUGCCUACAUCUCCAACCCCGAGUCGUAUGAAGACUUUGUCGAGCUGGUUAUCCCAGUCCUGCAAGAGCGUGGUAUUAUGUGGAAAGACUAUGCUGUCCCAGGAGGGACAUUCCGAGAAAACUUGCGACGCGAACCUGGUGUCAAGCGCGCUCCGUCAACGCACCCUGCUGCGAAGUUCAGGUACGAUGUGUUGAAGGAGAAGUAUGGGGAUGAGAAUGGUGAUAUUUAUAUUGAUCGCAACGCGGAGGAAGAGCUGGUGCGGAAGGUUAAUGGGGUCACUGUGAAUGGCACAUCGCACUAA